Penaeus chinensis is the source of this 1308-nucleotide messenger RNA. RefSeq names its product 4-galactosyl-N-acetylglucosaminide 3-alpha-L-fucosyltransferase FUT6-like. The coding region runs from base 1 to 1296 and encodes 431 amino acids. The record is from RefSeq and is a predicted model, not a curated record. Gene Ontology annotation, molecular function: alpha-(1->3)-fucosyltransferase activity. Lineage: Eukaryota; Metazoa; Arthropoda; Malacostraca; Decapoda; Penaeidae. The transcript is spliced from 6 exons. Gene Ontology annotation, cellular component: membrane.
AUGAGAAUAUGGCGCCUCUCCAAAUACGUGAAGCCUGUCGUGGUGAUAGUGUUCUGUGCUCUCUCACUGCUUGUAAGCAAGACAUCCGAAGAAAUGUACGAGAUGGUCUACAAGCAGGUCAGCUCUUUGUCAGUCAAGGAGCUCGAGGAGGAACAAGCUAUUUCUGAAGACGUGCCUCUGGACUUCAAGGACCCCUUAUUCGCCCCCAUCCUGGACACGUUCAAAGAAGCGGCUUCGAAGACUUAUCAGGAUGUGCCGAAAAACAGAUUUAGAAAUGGGCCUGUUCCCCAUGUGUUCGUUUACUCCUCGACCCGCAUGGCAAGCACCUGGCUUCGAGCGCACAUGGAAGACAUUGAAAACCGGAUGUGUCCUCAUACCUGCACCUUCACCAGAAAUCCUAAAAUGAUCCAGUCCUCCGACGCCGUCCUGAUCCACCUGUGGAACGUUAAAAGCCGCAGGUCUCUCCUGCACUUCCUCGGCCCCCGCGAUCCUUCUCAGCCUUGGAUCAUGUUGGAAAAUGAAACUCACCUUCGCGCUAAUAUAAAAACCGGCUUGGCAUACUCGACUUUAAACGGCAUCUUCAAUCGCACCUUUUACUUCCGAAGCGACGCUGAUAUAAGAAUGAUUCACGGGUUUAUCGUUCGCCGUGGGAAGGAAGCAAGCUUGUUGCCGCCACACUGGGUGCGCCAGCCCGAAAUGAGAAGGGAAAACGCCACUCGACAGAUGGCUGUAGCGUUCAUCUCUGAUUGCAUCGAUCACAGUGGUCGCUUGAAGUACAUCGAUGAGCUUAAAAAGCACAUUCACGUAGACGUGUAUGGGAAAUGCGGAUCCAUGCAAUGCGGAGCUUCAAGAACCGCCGCGGCCCGCGUGCACGUGGACAUGGACACGUGCCUGAGUGAUGCAGCACGAAACUACCACUUCUAUCUUGCCUUCGAAAAUGCUAUAUGCAAGGACUACGUAACAGAGAAGUUGUACAACGUGCUAUACUACCCACUGGUGCCCGUUGUCCUGGGGGGAGCAAACUACUCCUCCCUUCUUCCUCCAAACUCUUACAUAGACGCCAACCAGCACACACCUGAAGCGCUGGCUAAAAUCCUCGUGCGCUUAGCCGGCGACCCGGAGGAGUACGAGUCGUAUCUGAAGUGGAAGAAAUAUUACCAGCCUUCUACCGUCGGGAGUAGCAAGGUCUUCUGUGACUUGUGCGCAAAACUCCAUGACGAAAAAUUGUAUGAGGAAAAUACGAUAAGUGAUUUUUAUGGUUGGUUUGUCACAAAAGAUUAUUGCAGAAAUGUCUAGUUCCUUGUCUAA